This is a messenger RNA of Bufo bufo (common toad), 3116 nucleotides long. Its product is annotated as kinesin-like protein KIF22. Gene Ontology annotation, biological process: mitotic spindle organization; microtubule-based movement. The record is from RefSeq and is a predicted model, not a curated record. Gene Ontology annotation, molecular function: microtubule motor activity; microtubule binding; ATP binding. Bases 816 to 2783 code for a protein of 655 amino acids. The transcript has 15 exons. NCBI's taxonomy places the organism in Eukaryota, Metazoa, Chordata, Amphibia, Anura, Bufonidae.
AGUCACCGGGUGGUGGAUCUUGGAACGGGCUGCGCUGUGGAAGGAAGGUACCACACCAACAUUCUUCCCUCCACAGGUCAGUAUUAUGCCCCAAUUUACGUUUAGCCUGGAGAACCCCUUUAAGAUAAAGAGCUGUCAUAGCCAUUGACACCGUGGUGGCCGCUAGAAAGGUGGCGACGUAGAAUUAUCGUAAGAUCUGGUAGAGGAUGCAUUACAUAUCUUUACUGUUUUGGACGUUUUACAAGAAGGGUUCGCUAAAGGUCUUGCACUUAUAAACCUGCACAGAGGGUUCAAGUAUGCGCGUUUUUUUUUUUUUUUUUUUUGUAUAAUAAAGUUUUUGAAAGUAACAGAGAGACUAAGCCCCAGAGUUAGAACAUCUGUUCAGCGUGGAAUCUUAAUUUAGUUUCAUCAGGAUUAAUCUAAUCGGGGUAAAACCAGUUUUUUUGGGUUGCGAUCACUUCAGCAAGAUGGGGGUUAAUGAAAUUAAAGCAUUUUUAGUUGGAGCCUUUUUUUUUGACUAUUAGGGAUGAUAGAAUUAUUUUCCAAACUACCGGUUCUUUUCCUGCUGAAGUAGUGACGGACGCGCUGACCGGUGGCGCUCAGGAGCUGCGGACUCUGCUCAGUCCUGGAGGAGGCCUAAUAGUCUCUACAGCGAAUGGAUAUUUGCUAUGAGUUUGAGACUGUCAGGUCCAGAGGACACUGAGAAGAAGGAGGGGGGCCCUUUUUAAAGAGGUGACUUUAUUGGUCCUGGGGACCCCCUGUGACAGAGGAUCGGGGAUCAGCGACUACGUACUUCUACAGCUUCUGGUUUGAACAUGGCGAAGAGAGUAAGCAUCAUGGAUAGCCACGGGGUGACUGUGAAUAAGAAGCCCUCGCCUUCCCGGGUGCGAGUAGCGGUGCGCCUCCGGCCGUACAUGGAGAAGGGGGAAGAUAAGGUCUGUGUCCGGGGCCUGGACUCGCAGUCGCUGGAGAUUGUAAACUGGAGAAACCAGCUGGAAACCAUGCAGUACCAGUUUGAUGCCUUUUAUGGGGACAAGGCCACCCAGCGUGAGAUCUACACCGGCUCUGUGUAUCCAAUUCUUCCUCACUUAUUAGUUGGGCAGAAUGCCAGUGUGUUUGCCUAUGGACCAACAGGAGCGGGUAAGACCCACACAAUGCUGGGGAGCCCAAACCAACCGGGUGUCAUACCACGAGCUGUGAGAGACCUGCUGCACAUGACUCGGGGGAUAAAUUAUAAACCUGUGGAGGAGAACUGGAGCUACUCCAUCACGAUGUCCUAUGUGGAGAUCUAUCAGGAGAAGGUGAUGGAUCUUCUGGAGCCCAAGAACAAGGACCUUCCAAUCCGAGAAGACAAAGACCACAAUAUCCUCAUCCCGGGGGUAACUCAGAAGACCAUCAACACCUUCUCAGACUUCGAUGAACAUUUCAUUCCUGCAAGCCAGAACCGCACAGUGGCCUGCACCAAACUGAACGACCGCUCCAGCCGUAGCCACGCUGUGCUGCUCAUCAAGGUGCAGAAAAAUCAGCAGGUCCCUCCUUUCAGGCAGCUGACCGGAAAGAUGUAUCUGAUAGACUUGGCAGGUUCAGAAGACAACCGCCGUACUGGAAAUCAAGGUAUCCGCUUGAAGGAGAGCGGCGCCAUCAACUCGUCUCUGUUUACUCUCAGCAAGGUGGUGGACGCUCUCAAUCAAGGGCUCCCCAGAAUCCCUUACCGAGACAGCAAGCUGACCCGUCUCCUGCAGGAUUCACUCGGUGGCUCUGCCCACAGCGUUAUGAUCACAAAUAUCGCUCCAGAACAGAAUUAUUACUUUGACACUCUCACUGCCCUCAACUUUGCUGCCAAGUCUAAGCAGAUCAUCAACAGACCAUUCAGCCAGGAAACCACACAGGCACCAGUCCAGCCUGCCAUGAAGAGACCUCGGGAUGAUUUGGAGAACUCUGCCCCAUCUCAACACUCUAAAAAAACCAAGACUGAUUCCACAGAGGAGUCUCCUAAUAUGUCCAAAGACACAAAGAAGAAGAACCUCCGGCUUUCCUCCUUAGACCCAGCCCUGGUGGAAAGGCUGCUCAAAUUGGAUAAAAUCCUAACAGAAAAGGGAAAAAUGGAGAUGCAGCUACUGAACACACCCAAACGAGAGCGCAUGGUGCUUCUGAAGAAGUUGGAGGAGAGUCAGUUAGAGAUUGAGAGGUUGAGGGUGAAGCAGAAGGAGCUGGAGGAGAAGUCUCUCGCAGCUGAGGCUCUUUUUGAGAAAUCUAACAACUCGAACUUCGAGUUGUCCGAUUCCAGCGUGAGCGAGAGCAUUUUCCGGGAGCCUCUGAGGACUCGCGCCACAUCCACUGCCAAGACCAAGAAAGUGCUCCGUGUCCUGCCACUGCAGGGUGAGAAACUUGGAGCCUUCACAGCUGAGGGACAGCUCUCUGGCACAGGCCUGGGUAAGGUUCUCAAUCAAAACACCAAAGAAGAGGGGAUCAUAGUAGCUGAGAAGAAAACGCGGAAAACCCACGCAGGCUGCGAGAACGUGCCUGGCUGGGAGUUGAAUGUGCGGACAGAUCUGCUCCAGAAUGGCCGAGAGAAGAUCCUGAAUCUGCUGAAUAAAGGCUCGAUAAAAGAGCUCAAGUCCUUGCAGAAGAUUGGGGACAAGAAGGCCAAGCUCAUUGUGGGUUGGAGGGAGUUCAACGGCCCAUUCAAAAACGUGGAGGACCUGGCCUCUAUGGAAGGGAUGUCUGCCAAAUUAGUCGCCUCAUUUUUAAAGGCCAACAUCCUGAGCAUAGUAGCAAGCUGAAGACCCCCCAGGACCCUUCACUUCUCCCUGAGAAGCCUUCACCUCAUGGAUUCUAUGAAACCUCUUAAUCGCCUGCCUCGUGUACAUUCCUAUAGUCUCCACCAACCCCCUGGUACAUGAGGCUAGUGGGGGGUCUGGCAUCCUCCUUGUGUUCCACCUCUCAUUGUGACUCUUUACCCUCCUCAGUGUGAGGUCGGAGAUGGCAGGAGCGUUGUCUUAUUUUAGGAUUAUUUUUAUUAUCAUUUUUUAAUAAUGUAUUUGGUUGAAUCUGUGCAGUGAGCCGCCCCCCACCCCACACAGGCAUCGUACAGAUGUGUCUAUAGGAUCUCCAUA